Messenger RNA from Rattus norvegicus (Norway rat), 1195 nucleotides. RefSeq names its product p53 and DNA damage regulated 1 (gene Pdrg1). The record is from RefSeq and is marked validated. Gene Ontology annotation, cellular component: cytoplasm; prefoldin complex. The transcript is spliced from 5 exons. Lineage: Eukaryota; Metazoa; Chordata; Mammalia; Rodentia; Muridae. Gene Ontology annotation, biological process: protein folding. Bases 34 to 435 code for a protein of 133 amino acids.
GUAGUGCGAGUGUCGGAAGAGGUCUGUGGCACCAUGGUGUCCCCCGAGGCGGAUCGAGUGCUGCGGUACCUGGUCGAAGUGGAGGAGCUGGCAGAGGCAGUGCUCUCAGACAAGCGGCAGAUUGUAGACCUGGACACCAAGAGGAAUCAGAACCGAGAGGGCCUGAGGGCCCUACAGAAAGACCCGAGUGUCUCUGAAGACGUGAUGGUUUGCUUUGGGAACAUGUUCAUCAAAAUGCCUCACCUUAAGACGAAGGAAAUGAUCCAGAAAGAUCAGGAGCACCUGGAUAAAGAAAUAGAAAGGCUGCGGAGCCAACUGAAAGUGAAAGUUAACCGCCUCCUAGAAGCCCAAGGAAAACCGGAGCUAAAGGGUUUUAACCUGAACCCCCUCAACCAGGAUGAGCUUAAAGCCCUCCAGGUCAUCUUGAAAGGAUGAGACUCACAGCAGGAUGGGGACCUGUGACUAGGACCCUCCCCAGCCUUGAGACCUGCAAGGACAGGAUUGUCUGGUCAAGGGGACAGGCAUAAGGAAUGUGGCUUCUGUACAAAAUCCUUUUCUGUGGUGCUUGGCUGCUUUGUGACAAGAGAGAACCCUUAGUCUGUUCUGUGGGCUUGGCCUGGCCACCAGAGCUUAGACACAAGCUCUAUUGACAACCCUGGCAGCUGUCAGCAGGUGUGUGGGUGUGUGAGAAUGUCUGCAGCCGACACUUCUCAACAGUAGCCUGCUGUUCACAUGGGCCUGGCUAGGGAUGGAGGAGAGGGCGGACGGGGAGCUCCAUUCCAGGUUUCUGCACAGUGAGGCAUUUCAGGCAGUUUGUGUAGCAACUGGAAUAAAGCAGGAGAUUGACAGUUCACUUCUGUGUGAAGCAGACCUAGUACUCCUCACCAGCUGCAGGGUAGACACAUUCAUUUCCCCACUGCUCCAGUUCUGCCCUCCCCGACCCCCCAAAUCCCCCAACCCCCACUGGCUUUCUGCAGUAGGUGCUGCCAGUCAUCCUGUGAUUGCUCCUGAGGUAGGAGUUCUGGCCCGGGGCCGCCAAGCAGUGCCCUUCCUGAUGUGACUCGACGUGGAAUAUCCUCCUGACCUCUGAGAGCAGGGCCUGGCUGGCUAGCUGGCUUGAGAUUACAGUGUGCGUGGUAUGAGAGCAAAGCUGGCCUCUGUUCCCUGCAGCUCGAUAAAAGCUGAACAAACCACA